CCCGGACCCUCGUGUACGUCAUACAGUGUGGGGAUGUGUUAUUGGUGCUGCGUUUAAUAUGCUGCCAAAUUGUUGUAGCCAGUCGGCAAUACAGAGGAUUUCUUCCAUAGAAAGAGCUAAGGAUGCCAGGAAUGCAACUCUUCUGAAUAUACCUCUGGCGGCAACCUUCGCUUGCAGCCUUGCAUUGACUGGCCUGGUGCUUUAUGCAUACUUUGUUAUAAAAGCAUGCGAUCCUUUGGCUGGUGAUCAGGUGUCAAAUCCGAAUCAGUUGAUGAUAUAUUUCGUCAUGAAUACGUUAAGCGAUGUACCAGGACUGGCUGGGAUUUUUCUUGCAGCAGUUUUCAGCGGAGCGUUAAGUACCUUGUCGUCGGGUAUAAACUCAAUGGCUACAAACGCUCUUCAGGAUAUCCUGUCUGGAUACUUACAGGAGGCUCAACAAAUUAAAAAGACAUUCAUUUUAAAACUAUUAGUGCUAGUAUACGGCAUUUUGACUGUUGUAUUAGCGUAUCUAUCACAGUAUUUGACAGGUCCGGUGACACAGAUUUAA
Molecule: messenger RNA, 547 nt
Organism: Mercenaria mercenaria
Lineage: Eukaryota; Metazoa; Mollusca; Bivalvia; Venerida; Veneridae
Product: sodium-dependent multivitamin transporter-like
Exons: 6
Coding region: 59-547 (162 amino acids)
Biological process (GO): transmembrane transport; sodium ion transport
Cellular component (GO): membrane
Molecular function (GO): symporter activity
Source: RefSeq, a predicted model, not a curated record